CUCAACCCUUGUCUGUGACGUUCUUCCACGUUUUGCUUCCUCAACAACUGUCUCUCUCUCUCUCCCUCUCUCCUUUUCUCUUUCUUUACUCCUUCACACCCUACCGAUCCUCUCCUCUGCCUGUUUCAUCCGCCCCGCGUUUCGACUGUGGCGCGCACAAAGGGACACUUCAUCUCCAAACCUCUAUUUAGACACUGGCGGCUCAUGGACACUUUGAGCAUCAGAACCACCCUCGCACAACGCCCUUACCGACCUCCUUGCGUGUGAAUACCCUCAAGACCUGUCGGCAACUCAAAUUGUUACGAUAAUUAUCCCCCAACUAGAAUGAGUUCCUCUACCGCUUCCGUCGCCAAAGAUGCUGGUUCUCUGCGCCAGCGCCAGAGGCAGACCUUGUCUGAUGGCAACAGCGAGGAUUUAGACCCCUCAAUCACCAAGGACGGCGAGGCUGAAACGAUCGAGGACUUGGAGCAGAAGCCCAAGAAGACGUUUGGUCGAACCCCGGAUGGCACAGUCUUCACUGUACCUACGACCCAUGACAUGGUGUCGCAGCUGCUUGACCCGAGACAGCCCAAGAACCUCUCUGACGUGCUCGUUCUGGCCAUCCUCGCCCUUCAAAUCAGCGCGGCCUACUACCUCCCCAGCAACCUGAAGCGCCCCAUCUUCGCCCUCGUGUUCCUCUUCUGGCGCGCCGCCUACAACAUCGGCAUCGGGUACCUCCUCACCAUCCAGUCCAAACAUCGUAGGCUGGAGACGUGGGCCGCGAGAUGGAAGCUCUUUGAGCAUCCCGGUUCCGGCAAGCAGCCCCGGCCCUGGCUCUACAACAUGCUCAAGCGCGAGCUCGAGACAAAGAUCCCCGAGGACUACGAGUUCGAAAAGGCCCCAAUGGAGUACAACACCUGGCUCGUCUUUCGCCGUGUUGUCGAUCUGAUUCUCAUGUGUGACUUUGUGUCCUACUGCCUCUUUGCCAUGAUCUGCGGCCACACUCCCGAGGGCGAGAAUGUGUUGGUCGGCGUCGGUCGGUGGUCCAUCGGCAUUCUCCUGGUUCUCUUCAACCUCUGGGUCAAGCUCGAUGCCCAUCGUGUCGUAAAGGACUACGCCUGGUACUGGGGUGACUUCUUUUACCUCGUCGACCAGGAGCUGACCUUUGACGGCGUCUUCGAGAUGGCACCUCAUCCCAUGUACUCGAUUGGCUAUGCCGGUUACUACGGCAUCUCCAUGAUGGCCGCGAGUUACGAGGUCCUCUUCAUCUCCAUUAUUGCGCACCUCGCCCAGUUUGCCUUCCUGGUGAUUGUCGAGAACCCGCACAUUGAAAAGACGUACAACCCGCCUGCCCCUCGCAAGCGGGUCGCUUCGACGCCCAUCAACGGUCAGCCGGAGCUUGUCGCCAUCAAGUCGUCAGACGCUGAGGAGAUCCUGGUUGACCAAGCCUCCGUCUCCCCGGAGCUGGCGUCCCAAGAGGCGCCGCCCCAGGUGCACAACUUGAUUGGCCUGAACAACAUCGAUCUGUUCCGCAUCACGGACACAUCCGUCUUGCUGCUCGGCUUCUACCUGGCAGUCCUGACCCUGGUCACGCCGUCAACCCCGCUGUUCCAGGUCCUCUUCGUUCUGCAUGCUCUGUUCUGGCGCGUGUGGUAUCACCUGGGCCUCGGCGCCAUCCUCGCGUGGCAGUCGCGCAACAAAUUUUGGACGAGACACUUUCUCAAGUACGGCGAGAGCCACACCGAGGCCUGGAACCAAUGGAAGGGCAUGUACCACCUCAGCUUGGUCAUGGUAACAGGCUCAUUCAUGGCGGCGUGCUGGAAAAUGUAUUCACCGCCCGAAGACUGGGCCUACGGAUGGGUCCUUCUCAAGCACGUCGUUGGAGCCGGCCUUGUUGCGCUGCAAAUCUGGACGGCUGCGAGUGUCUACGAAUCGCUCGGGGAGUUUGGCUGGUUCUACGGCGACUUCUUUUACGACUCGACCGCCAGGCUGACAUACAAAUCCAUCUACCGCUUUCUCAACAACCCGGAACGAAUCUUCGGGACGGCUGGCCUGUGGGGAUCUGCUCUCAUCACGUGGAGCAGAGCCAUAUUCAUCAUGGCGCUGGUCAGCCAGCUAUUUACGUUGGGCUUCAUCAAUUUCAUCGAGAAGCCGCACAUGCAAAAGACCUACGGCAGGGGGCUCCGACAGGAAGCAGGCCUGACAAAGUUCAUCAAACGUUCUCUCCCGCCGCCCGUCCAGGGAUGGCAGCGAGGCGUCGAUAAGGUGAUUGACGAUACGGCGCAGUUCAUUGAGGAGUUUCUCGACACCGCGCGCCCGAAAUUCGCCUCCGGCAUCAAGACCUUCGUUCGCGAUACCUCGGCCUUGUUCAACAAGUAUCCGGCGCGUCUGACAGUGACUCGUUUGUCCCCCGAUCUUGCCGGUCUGGACCCAAAGUUCUACUCCCUCUCCGUAGAAGGCACUCCCUCGAGUCACUCGGCCGUGAACGAGCGCGCCACCGGGAAAGAGAGUGUGACGGCACGCUUCCACCGUGGGGCCGAGACGUUGAUGUUCGACUACGGCUCCCCUUUGAAGGUCAAGUGGCGCGCCCCUGCGAAGCACAACAGCAAGGACUGGAUCGGACUUUACAUGGUGACCGACAACCGCUCCAGAGAAGUAACGGAGGUUUCGUCUCUUGGCCGGUGGGUGCCCACGACGCCCGGUAAUUAUGACGCCGCAACGGCGGACAAGACAAUCUUGGUUCCAGACCGCCCCGUGAAAAGGCAGGAUCCGUCCGACCCCGACUUGGUCGAGGGUGAGGUGAUUUUCGAGGGCGACCGGCUCUGGUGGACUCAGGGGGUCUUCGAGUUCCGGUACCAUCACGCUGGAGCCCACCAUGUCAUGACCAUAUCGCAGCCCUUUGAAAUUCGCAUCGGCAAGUUUGACGAAGAUGAUGUCGAGGUUGACGCCAACGGCAUGUACGAGAAGGCCGUUGAGCAAGCUCUGCUGCCCCUCGUGCAAAACUGCUGCGAUCGGGAUCCCGACAUCGCGCCCACCACCGUCGACGAAGCGUUCGGCGGCUAUGUCGAGCGGGACGGAAAGUACGCAAAACGCAUCGUCUACGCUAUUCACCAGAUGUUUGGCAUCGAGUUUGCACCCGCGAUCGUGCCCGCUGACGGGAAUGUCAAGAAGAUGGCUUGGAGGAUCUGCAACGCAAAGCAGGUUCUGGCGCCCUACAGUUUGUCGCAUUCCAAGGGAAAUACUACUCCCUCGAGGUUUGAGAAAGCAUGAACAUGACUGUGCGUAGGUACCUGUUCCGCCUUUGCUAGACUAUGUGUGCCCGUUCAACGGUGAAGUGCUGUUGGAACUAUGGGAGGGAGGUUGGGCACACAGCAGAUUGACCAUGAUGCCUGUUCGGUUGGAUGAAUGACGGGCUUCUUUGACUUGAACAGCGACCCCGUUGGUCCCGAUUGCGAAGUGUUUUGAGGAUGGAGGAGCGUGGGGAUGGCGUCCGUGAGUUAGCCUGAGAGAAAUACCAAGCCGCACGUACAGCGAUUUUUACGCCAUACAGGAAUGGAACUCGAACAUUGACAACUUUCACCAAACAGCAAGUAAGCCGGCCGGCUCAACGAGACAAGGCACCGAAGGACGGGUUCCAGGUUCCUGUUGUCCAUGGUCCUGAGGUGAGCUACCCACAAGAUUGACGCCCCCUCUUCCCAGAUCCGAUUGGCCUCGAUAUUAGCCUUUAAGCAAUGAAGAAACGGGGCUCUGGCUGGAACGUAGGUUUGAAUGCUACACCCCCCGGCACAUGAAGCCGUGGGAGAGCUAUAGCGUCGGCUGUUGUAAAUUGGCCCUGGUCAUGACCAGCCGUGCCAGUUCAGGUAGUAGGAACACCAUCUAGUGUCUUGGACUUGUAAUGGACUAGCGGUGCGA
This is a messenger RNA of Colletotrichum destructivum, 3891 nucleotides long. RefSeq names its product Putative phospholipid methyltransferase. Gene Ontology annotation, molecular function: phosphatidylethanolamine N-methyltransferase activity. Gene Ontology annotation, biological process: phosphatidylcholine biosynthetic process. The record is from RefSeq and is a predicted model, not a curated record. The transcript has 3 exons. NCBI's taxonomy places the organism in Eukaryota, Fungi, Ascomycota, Sordariomycetes, Glomerellales, Glomerellaceae. The coding region runs from base 325 to 3249 and encodes 974 amino acids.